ACCAACAGCAUCAGCAGAAACUGGAGCAGAAUCAGGCCAAGGCUCAGGCACAAGCUCAAGCGCAGGCGGCGCUGCUGGAGGCGCAGAUGCAGGCGGAGCUGCAGGCGCAGCUUGUGCAGCAGCAGGCGCUGCUCCUAGCCGAACAGCAGCAACAACAGCAACAGCAGCAGCAACCGCAACAGCAACAGCAGCAGCAACAACAACAGCAACAACAACAGCUGCAGCAACAGCUGCAGUCACAUCCACACUCUGUCGAAUCCGCAUCCAGUGAAUCCUCUCCAGCCGCUCCAGCGCCCGUCUAUGAGAAGGAGUCGGUGCCACGCAACUAUGAGCUAUACGAGACAGCCAGCCAGGCUGCGCCCUCUGGCGGCGAUAUCGAGCGACUCUAUCGCACAAAGUACUACAGCUAUCCAGCACCGCAGCCGCAGCAGCCACAGCAGGUGUAUCGCACGCUGGAGGACGAGGCGGAGGAGAAGGUGCGACUCUCGGCAUCCACUGAAAUCCCCAAGGCUGAGAUCAUGAAGCAAAUUGAAAAGUCCGUCAUCAAGUACAUGAAGGAGCUGGAGGCCGAGGGCAAGAUCAUAACCACACCGCAGGAGCUAGCACCACCGGCCACAAAGACCUACUACAAGCUGCUGUCGCUGCCCAGCUCCAGUGGCUCCAGCUCCUCGGGCAGCUCGAUUGGCAACGAGGAGAAGCGCUACAGCAGCAGCACCGUGCGGCCCAAGUACAGCAGCCCGCCAUCAACGAGCCAGGGUCGUCAGCCGUCGCAGUCCAUGCAGCAGCAGCAGCAGCAGCAUGGUCUAUACCAUGGCCAACACCAUCAGCUGGUCAAGCAAAGCUCACAUGGACUGACCAAGGCGCAGCGCUACCAGUCCGAGACGGAAACGGCCUACCAGGCGCCAGAGAUUGCCGCCGACUCGCUGGCUCCCAACGUGGAGUUCAUCUAUAAGAUCAAGACGCGGGCGCCACUGCAGACGGCCACCGUGAAGACCGUAUCGAAGCCCUAUACCCUGCCGCUGAAGAGCAGCGCGGAGCACUUUGAUCAUGGCGCGGCGCUCAAGAACAUCGAGGAGUUUGAUCUGUCGCAUGUGGUCACAACGCCAGAGCGUGAGCAGGAGGAGCAGCGGGUCACGAGCAAGCCACACAAGCUGUACUUCAACUCGGAGAUCUACCACGACAUCAACUCGUUGCCCUACAAGGGAGAGAAGCUGCGCGGCAGCAGCAGCAGCGGCAGCGGCAGCAGCGCCAGCAGCCUCCACGCCAUUCAGGCUCAAGAGUAUCGGCACAAGCUGAAGGCAGCGGCCGAUCUGCAUGGGGACUACAAGGGCUACUCGGGCUACUUUGCGGAGCCGGGCGCCAGCAGUCUGGAGCUGGGCGAGAAGAGCCGAGAGCCGCCCAGCGGCAUUGGCAGUGAUGGCAGCGAGGAAGGCUAUCCGCUGCCCUACCAGUACGUGCUGAAGAAGGAGCCGCUGUCCUCCAAGUACGAGGAGGAGCGCGAGAGAGAGAGCUGGGAGCAAUCGAUGCGCCUAGCCCAUGGCAAGCCCGCCAGCAGCGGCGGCUACAAGGCCAGCGGCAGCAGCAGCAGCUCGACCAGCCUGGAGUACGACAGCUACAGUCCCAAGUUCAACAACAACCCGGAGGGCUAUGGCUAUCAGCACACAUACAAGACGCAGCUGGUCCGCGGCGCCGGCUCAGCCAGCUCGGGCAGCAGCUCGGCUGGCAAGCGCGGCAAGCGAGGCGGUGCCCCACAUCCUGGAGGCGCUGGCGGUGUGCCCGGCAAGAAACUGUUGCGCAGCAAUGCCGGCUCCUCUGGCCUCGGCGGCACAAUUGGCGUGAACGGCAAGCUGGUCAAGGAUCUGGAGGCCAAUCUGGCGCUGCGACCACCCCCCAAGAAAUAGUCUGUUAUUUAGUAUAUUAUAUGAGCAAUUGUUUUUAAUAC
Drosophila arizonae is the source of this 1942-nucleotide messenger RNA. RefSeq lists its product as uncharacterized. NCBI's taxonomy places the organism in Eukaryota, Metazoa, Arthropoda, Insecta, Diptera, Drosophilidae. The record is from RefSeq and is a predicted model, not a curated record.